Molecule: messenger RNA, 4484 nt
Organism: Cornus florida
Lineage: Eukaryota; Viridiplantae; Streptophyta; Magnoliopsida; Cornales; Cornaceae
Exons: 8
Coding region: 407-4279 (1290 amino acids)
Source: RefSeq, a predicted model, not a curated record
CCAGGGGGUGUUUUAGCUGUGAAGCCUCAAUUUCUCUCUUUCCUCUCUCUCUAUACGUAUACAUACACACGGGGAACCAAAUCUCAUCUGCGAAAACCCCUACAUCGCCUCUGUAUCUCUCACUCUAAAUUAUUGAUUUUCUUCGAUCGUUCGAAUAUCAAUUCAUCGUUUAGAUUUCAAUUACAUAUCAAUUGGAUUCUCAUGUAGACCAAAUUAUAUCGAUCUAAUAAUCUUCAAUUUUCGAUCUAUAAAGGUUAAAGUUGAUAGAUGUUUAUGUAAUUUUUGCAUCUAUAUAGAAGAUUUAGAUACAAUUUAUGUAUGUUAUCGGUUUUUUGAUCUGUAUUGGACGGUGGAGAUUUGAAGGGGAAAUGGAAAGAUUGAUGAAUGAAUCUACCAGAGUUUGAAGAUGCCUGGAUUAGCGAAGAGAAAUGAUCAUCAAUUCAAUAAUGCUACGACAACGUCGUCGUUUUACUCUUUAUCGUGUUCAAAUGGAUCAGUCUCGGCCAAUGGGUUCUGGUCAAAGCAUCGCCACGAUGUUAGCUAUAAUCAGCUCCAGAAGUUCUGGACUGAGCUGUUGCCCCGAGCCCGGAGGGAGCUUCUGAGGAUUGACAAGCAAACCCUCUUUGAGCAAGCUCGUAAGAACAUGUACUGCUCUAGGUGCAAUGGGUUACUGCUCGAGGGUUUUUUGCAGAUUGUUAUGUAUGGAAAGUCUUUGCAGCAGGAUGGAACAGGCAGGCACCUUAUUUGCAAUAGACUAGGAGCCUCAAAAAAUCAAAAUGAUGGGAAUUCUGGUGUGAAUCCUGGCUGCCGAGAUGACGUUCAAGAUCCAUCUGUCCACCCUUGGGGAGGUCUGACCACAACUCGGGAUGGGACAUUGACACUCUUGGAUUGCUAUCUGUACUCUGAAUCUCUCAAGGGACUCCAAAAUGUUUUUGACUGUGCACGAGCGAGGGAACGAGAACGCGAAUUGCUUUAUCCUGAUGCCUGUGGUGGGGGAGGUCGAGGGUGGAUAAGCCAAGGAAUGUCAGGGUAUGGCAGAGGGCAUGGAACCAGGGAAACAUGUGCUCUACACACUGCCAGACUCUCCGUUGACACAUUGGUGGAUUUUUGGUCCGCUCUCGGAGAAGAAACCCGGCAAUCCCUUCUAAGGAUGAAAGAAGAGGAUUUUAUAGAAAGGCUCAUGUACAGGUUUGACAGCAAAAGAUUUUGUAGAGACUGCAGAAGGAAUGUUAUUCGCGAGUUCAAGGAGCUGAAGGAACUGAAGCGCAUGCGGAAGGAAACCCGCUGCACCAGUUGGUUUUGUGUAGCCGAUACAGCCUUCCAAUAUGAGGUAUCUCAUGACACAGUCCAAGUGGAUUGGCACCAAACUUUCUCUGAUACUGUUGGAACAUACCACCAUUUUGAAUGGGCAGUCGGCACAGGGGAAGGAAAAUCUGAUAUUGUGGAGUUCCAAAAUGUUGGUGCAAGCGGAAGUGUUCAAAAGUCUGGUCUAGAUCUUGGUGGUCUGAAUGCAUGCUAUAUUACCAUAAGGGCUUGGAAAAUGGAUGGCCGGUGCACUGAAAUUUCUGUAAAAGCUCAUGCACUGAAGGGUCGACAAUGUGUACAUUGCAGGCUUGUGGUUGGUGAUGGUUUUGUUACAAUCACAAGAGGGGAAAGUAUCAGAAGGUUUUUUGAGCACGCCGAGGAGGCUGAGGAAGAAGAGGAUGAUGAGUCCAUGGACAAGGACGGAAAUGAGCUGGAUGGAGAAUGCUCCCGUCCCCAGAAACAUGCAAAGAGUCCUGAACUAGCUCGAGAAUUCCUUUUAGAUGCUGCAACUAUUAUUUUCAAGGAACAGGUUGAAAAGGCUUUCAGAGAAGGAACAGCGCGUCAAAAUGCACACAGCAUUUUUGUUUGUCUUGCACUAAAACUGCUGGAAGAACGUGUUCAUGUUGCAUGCAAAGAAAUAAUUACAUUAGAGAAGCAGACGAAACUUCUUGAAGAAGAAGAGAAAGAGAAGCGUGAAGAAGAAGAACGCAAGGAGAGAAGGAGAACGAAAGAGAGAGAGAAAAAGCUCCGAAGAAAGGAAAGAUUAAGGGGGAAGGAAAAGGAUCUGGAGAAGAAAUCUUUGGACUUGAACCAUAGCCCUGACGCUCCUGAUAUCUCAAAGGAUGAAUCAUCACCUAGUGUUGACGAAGAGCCUAGAAUUUCCAGCAACACGAAUUUAGUUAGUGAAACAGGUGAUACUAUUCCAUCCAGGCCCCUAUCCCCAGAUGUUCAAGAUGAGCAUUUCCCAAAUGGAUCUAUCAUUUCCAGUGAGCAAAACUUUUCUGAUGAUAGUCCUGAUGUGGAAUUCACCAGUGUGGAAGAUGGGAAAGGUUCAUUCACUGAUCACCCAAAAGUUUCUCGUCGGAAACUGAAAUUUUGGAAAGAAUUUCAGCUAGAUUCAACCUCGAAAUGGUCUGAUAGACGGCGCUUUGCUGUUGUUUCAGAAAGUGGGGGUAUGAUUAGUAAAUAUGAGCCAAGAUAUCAUGGUGAUAGUUCAGAAAUUUCAAGGAGUAUCAAUGGAUUGAAUAAGCAAUUAAGAAAUAUUGCUCCAAAAUUGAACAUUAAAAAUGGUGGUCCUAGGUUCAGUGAGAAGUUUUCUUGUUCCAAUAACAGGACUAAUGACAGAUAUGACAUCUAUGCUUGCAGCUGUAACCAACAUAAUGAUUACAGAGGAAAGGUGGAGGCGCAUGUUUCCACAAAGAGGGUAGGUCGUGAUAUCAGAUCUGCGAGUAAAUCAGAAUCUGCAUCAGAUAUGUCCAAGCCAUUUUAUCGUGGUAACAAGUACAGUCCAACAGAAGACAUGCGUGAAAGUUGUGGGAGACUCAGAAGCAAAAUUAUCACAGCAAACAAUCUUUCUACCAGAGACUUACCUCACAUCAAGAAGGUUUGGGAGCCUAUGGAAUCACAGAAAAAGUAUCCGAGGAGCAACUCAGACUCUGAUGUUACCUUGAGGUCAUCUACUUUUAAGGUUGAAGGUAAUGAACCUAAUAAUCUUCUCAAGUCAGAUGAUUCCGUUUGUUCUGACAAAGUUGCUGGAAAUUUGGAUGAAUUCGUUCAUGCGAAUAACUAUUUAAAGGAACCAAGAAAUGCUAGCACUGGAGUGGACAGAAAUUGCCGGAAUGGGUUCCACAUGGCAGCAAAGGUCCCUAGCUACUCAAAGGAAGCAGUUGAUGAGGAAAUUGAACCAACUCAACUUACUACCUCUUCCUUAAUUGGAACGACAGAUUUAUCUAUCAGUGGCACUUCCAAUUCUGAUAACUGUUCAUCAUGUCUUAGUGAGGGAGACAGCAAUACUGCCUCUUCAAAUGUCCCAAAUCCUGAAUCAUCAUCCACAUCAGAUUCAGAAGAUGCUAGCCAACACUCGGAAGGAAGAGAAACAUCAGUAUGCACUCAAAAUGACUUCCCUGAAUGUCAUGAAGUUACAAGGGAGAAAAAACAGAGUACAGAUGGAGGGGAGCCUUUUAGUAACAGAGCAUUAUCAGGAUCUUCACCAGAAAGCGCUGGAAGUAACUUUCAAGGAAAAUUACCAACAAAAGCUGCCCAAAAUCCUGAUAAUGGAAUAACAAAUGGUCGUGUGGAUUCUCAACAUCAAGGCAUGCUUCCGCCAAUGCAUAAUCAGAGCAUACCCUUUCCAAUGUUUCAAGCUCCUACUGUGGGCUAUUACCAUCAGAAUCCGGUUACCUGGCCAGCUGCUCCUGCUAAUUCAUUAAUGCCCUUCCACUAUCCCAACCACUAUGUAUUUGCUAGCCCUUUUGCAUAUGGUUCAAAUGGGAAUUUAAGCUUCAUGCAGUAUGGUGCCGUACAGCACAUAAGUCCUCCCCUAUUUAAUUCAGGUCAGGUGCCUUAUUACCAGCCAGUUGCCAGAGCAAAUGACAUGAUCUCAGAAGAGCUGACCAAGAUUUCUAAGCAAGGUGGAGUAGAAGAAUCUGAAGCUACCAUGGAGAGGCCAGUUCCAAUAGAACAUCCGAUGGAAGCACAAUCAGGUGGAAACGGUGUGUCAAAUGGAAACUCUGACAAAUCGCACAUGGGAAAUUCAGGCUUUUCCCUCUUCCAUUUUGGUGGCCCUGUAGCUCUUUCAACAGGAGAGAAGUCAAAUUCCAUGCCUUCUGAAGAAGGAAAUACUGGGGAUUCAAAUUCAAAUUCAAGUUCAUCACCAGCUAAUGUUGAGGGUGAUAAUGGUUGCAAUAAGAAAGAUACUAUUGAAGAAUACAACUUGUUUGCAGCGAGUAAUGGUUUAAAAUUUUCGUUCUUCUGAUAUAGUAUUGAGAAGGUAUGAGGUGACUGUUUGAGAUUUCAGUCCCUAUCCGCUUCUUAUUCAACAGAAGUUUGAGCACUUUGUUUUCGUUCUUCUGAUAUAGUAAUGGGAGUUUGAGCACUUUGUAAUUUGGUAAACAAUAAUCUUCCUCCGGAAAAAAAUUUUCUGUCUUAGUUGAUUGGUUUAUUUGAUUUGUUUUGUCUCA